AUGAGUUUAUCAGAAUAUUUUGAAACAAUAUAUCCUUCAAAAUGUUCUCCAGACUCUCGAUAUUUAGCAACUGUGAAAGGAAUGAAAACUGUGGGAUUUUCAAUUUCUUCUAUCUCCUUACCUGUUCUAAUUUUCACAUCUUAUUGCAUAAUGAGAAAAACUCCAGAGAGCAUGAAAUCUGUGAAAAUGGGAUUAUUGAAUUUGAAUUCCUGGUAUAUUGUUUCACAAGUCAUACAAGCGAUUUUCAUAUUUCCAAUAGUUUAUUUUCCGUUUUCUGCUUUUACAAUCAUUGGAUUAGCUGAAUACUUGAAUAUUCCAACACUAAUUCAGCUUAUUUUGUCUAUAACCAUUACUAAUGCUAUGCUAGUCUCAAUAAUCGUUUUGUUUGAAAAUCGGAGUAGCUCAAUUUCAUUCAACAAGUUUUGUAUAUCAAGACAAAAAUAUAAAAAUUUCUGGAUAUUUUCCAAUUGUGGUAGUUCAUUUCUAGUUUUAACACCGCCAUUUUUCUUCCUACCAGAUCAAGAAGAGGCUAAAAUAAGAAUAUUAAAAACACUUUCUUGCCCGAUCAAAGAGUUUUUCACGGAUCAAACCAUUGUCAAAGUUUUUGGAAAAUUUUGGGAGACGUAUUUUGUACAAGCUAGUCAAUUGAUUUAUCUAAUUUCCAUUGUUCAAAUUGUAUUUUUCUCUACUUGUUGUGUCUAUUAUCUUAUCAUUUUCAAAUAUUCCAAUGUCUCCGUCACCACUCGUCGUCUUCAAUUUCGUGUAUUCAUUGGAGUAGUGAUUCAAAGUCUGUUACCAGUGGUUUUAACUCAUAUUCCUUUGAUGAUUAUCAUGGGUAGCAAUGAGCGCAAGGAGUAUGAUCAAAUGAAUAAUAACUUGUACAUUUUAAGUGCAAUUAUUCAUAAUGGAGUUGCAAGUUUAUCCAUUCUUCUCGUACAUGGUUCUUAUCGGAAAUUUUUAAUUUCAUUUUUUUGGAAAGAAAAGUCAAAAGUCAUUCAAAUAACCCAUUGCUCAAAAACGAUAAAUUUGUGA
Caenorhabditis elegans is the source of this 1032-nucleotide messenger RNA. It is a transcript of the gene srh-63, whose product is annotated as Serpentine Receptor, class H. The transcript has 3 exons. The coding region runs from base 1 to 1032 and encodes 343 amino acids. The record is from RefSeq and is marked reviewed. NCBI's taxonomy places the organism in Eukaryota, Metazoa, Nematoda, Chromadorea, Rhabditida, Rhabditidae.